AUGCCGCCGCCUACAUCUCCAACUCAUCAACCAAACGACAACUCACCUACCAAUCAAAAUUCAAAUCAGAAUAAUUCCUUAAAUCAUAUUAGAAGAUUCGGAAAUGCUUCUUCAGAAUCUUUUCCUACAUUAAAUUCAUUAAAUAUUAUAUCUGAUUAUUUAUAUAGAAAUGAAAAUCAUAAUAAUUUGAAUCAUGAAGAUAAUUCUCGUUAUGAAAGUAGACAAGAAGCUAAUUUUAGAUCUAGAAUACUACGACACUUUAGUGAAAUUCAUAGAUUACAAAAUCAUUUUAAUACUUUAGUUAAUUCAUCAGAAAGUUAUACUCGUGAUACUACAAUGGAAGAUACUUCUAAUGUUGAAGUAAGUAGUAUACCUACACAACUAAGAAAUUUAUCUAGAGAAUUAUCAAGAACAAGAAAUAGAGAAGCAUAUUUUGUUGAAUCUACUGAAGAAGAUGAUCAAAGUUUCCAAUUUGAAGAUGAAAAUGAUCAAGAAUUAAUUUACUAUUCAGAUGAUGAUCAUAGCGGUGAAGAUACUGCUGCCGCCGAUCCAAACGAAGGUGAAGAAAAUGCAAGAAAUAAUAUUAGAUCAAAUGAAAGAUUACUUCUAACUUCCGCAAGAAAUUUACAGAGUGCUACAAUUCCAUUUGUUUCAGGGGUACCACUAAGAAGACAAAAUGCAAUAAGAAUCAAAAGUGUCUUGACUAAAGAAGAAGAAGAAGAUGAGGAAGAGGAUGCACCAAGAUUAAAUGGUAAAUUGGUAAGUGAAUUAUUAAAUUCAGAAGCUCAAGUAUUAGAAAAUGAAAUGAAAACUAUAAUCGAGACCAUUAGUCAAAAUAAAGAAAAAUCACUUUUGUUUCCACAUAGAAAUAAUCGAUAUAGAACAAUGUUUUUCUCAAGUUUUAAUAUUUUAUGUCCACCAGAUCCAUCUCAAGAUACUUAUAAUAUUAAUCAAACAUUAGAUGAUUUUUUGUGGAAAAGAAAGAAUAAACUAUUAUUCUUGAAGCAAAAUAUACCACCACCACCACCAACAACAACUUCCAAAAAGAGAGCAAAAGAACCAAAACAUUCAAACUUAAAAAGACAAAAACUUUCCUCCACUGCAGAUGAAACAAUAAAUGUAUUGCAAAACGAAGAUAUCAAUUAUCCAUGUUACAAAGUUGAUAAAGAACAAUUAAUGGAUGGUCUAUCAACAAGUGAUUUUCAAUCUGGAUCUUCGUACUCAUUAAAAUUGGACUGUCCAUCAUUUAAUACAUUUAAUUUAUCAUUCAUCAAUACCGACACUAACCUCAAUGGAACCAUUAAUGUUGAACCAGAAGGAAGUCUAGAAACGCUAUUUUUAAAAUUACACAACUUUACAAAAUUUCUUUGUGGAAUGCCAUUAAAUUCAUAUCAAUUGCCAAGAAACGCAAUAUUAAUCAGAAAAUUAAAUGUAUUAGAUAGAUUAUCAAUUGACAACAAAAUUUUAUAUUCCAAAACCAAACCAAUAAAAACAUUUUAUAUCCCAUGUGAUGGAUCAAAAGUUGAUUUUAAAACAAAUGAUUUAAGAUUUAUGAAACUGGAAAAAUUAGUAUCAUCGAGAUUCAAUAUUAGUAAAAUAAGAAUACAAUUAUUAGAAUGGAUGAAAAUCAAUCCAUUUUUACAAUUUAAAGAAAAUUUCUUGUAUAAUUUCUUACAAGAUUUACAUCAAGACUUAAAAGAAUUUAAAACUUCAAAAGCUCAAAGAUCAAGAAAAUCUGAAGCUAUUCAUUUAACAAGAGAAUUUAAAUCUAAUUUACCUGAAUUAACAAAAGAUUUUAAUUAUCAUAAAUCUUUCACUGACUUAGUAAAAAAUAGUGGAGUUAAAGAAAGAUGUAAAAGACAUACUGAAAUGUUUUUAAAAGAUUGGGAAAGUAGUCUUGCUUUUAAAUUAAGUGAUUUAAUAACAAGUGAAAAUUGUUCAACUUUGAUUAAUAUUCAGUUAAAUUAUAUUUUAUUUUCAUUAGAAAUUAAUAUUUCCAAAUUUUUAGACAAUUUUAUAAAUUUAAUUUUCAACUACUGUGAAAAUACUGAAUAUAUUGAAAAUUAUAAAAAAAUCUAUAAAAAUAUUUUAAAAGAUGAAAAAGAAGAUAUAAAAUGUAUAUUAAUUUGUUCAUUCCACAAAAGAACUGGAUUUUUAGAAAUUCAUAAUACAUUCAUAUAUACAAAUCCAUUAUAUACUCAAAAAUCAGGUGCAUUAAAUGUAAUUUUAACUGAUGAUUCAAGAUUAAAUGAAAUUAAUGGUAGAAAUAUGUAUGUUUAUGAUGAUUUUGAAAAUUUUAAUAGUUCUAAAACUCCAAUAAAUUCAAAAGAAUUUAAUUUAGAAUUUAAUGAGGAUGAAGAAAUUGAAGGUGGUAAUGAAAAUGAAGGUAAUGAAAAAAUUAAAGUUAAUAACAAUAGACAAAAUAAAAUUCUUGAUAAAUUAGUUGGUCAUAUAAUUUUAAAUUCUUCAGUUAAUGAAGUUUUAUGA
This is a messenger RNA of Lodderomyces jiufengensis, 2487 nucleotides long. RefSeq lists its product as uncharacterized. The record is from RefSeq and is a predicted model, not a curated record. The transcript has a single exon. NCBI's taxonomy places the organism in Eukaryota, Fungi, Ascomycota, Pichiomycetes, Serinales, Debaryomycetaceae. Bases 1 to 2487 code for a protein of 828 amino acids.